Messenger RNA from Penicillium taxi, 2235 nucleotides. RefSeq names its product putative C2H2 transcription factor (Ace1) (gene ace1). The record is from RefSeq and is a predicted model, not a curated record. Lineage: Eukaryota; Fungi; Ascomycota; Eurotiomycetes; Eurotiales; Aspergillaceae. The transcript has 4 exons. Bases 1 to 2235 code for a protein of 744 amino acids.
AUGACUGCUUCUCCGGUUCAGCCUAGUCGGAUAAAUCUGCGACGACGACCCGCAGUAAAGUCCGCUUCGGUAGACUCAGAUGAAUCCAUAAUGCAGCUGAAAAAAGGCGAAACAUUUCAUACACCCACCUCCGCGCCUACAAAUGAUCACCCCGUCCUAAACAUACGCUCUCUACCACAACGAUGCCCCACAACUCUAGAUUCUAUCUUUGAGCGAUUGACUUUGGAUCCUUCAGAGGAACAGGAACCAUCAACAUCUGAGAAGGAGCCUCCCAAAUGCAACAUUCCCUCAGCUGGUACUGAGCCAGAAUGCUCUACACGCUCACGAAGUUCAUCCUAUGGUAAUCUUGAUAAACCCCAAAUUGACCAUAGCCAUGAGUCUGAUAGUGGCUUGGGAUCAUCAGUCAGUAGUGGAGAUGCCACUUCAAUAAUUAAUGAAAGCCCCGAUAAGGACAAUGUAGAUCAUCAAUCUGCCAUCACUGGUUAUAUCUCAGCCUUUGAGACUGGAUCUACUCCAAGACGCCAGCUAGGACUGCCUACAUGCAAACAAAUUGAACGAUAUGUCCUUGUACCACUGCUUAAGGAAACCAAGCUGCAACCUUAUCAUACUCUGGUGCAAGGUAUUCCAUCUCGUAUUGUCAAAAAGCAGAUUGUCUGCCUUCGAGAUCUGGAGAAGAUCUUAUUAGGGCUAUCACCGAAAUAUGCUCCCUCUCCUUCUUCAUAUCUCAACUUCUGUGAAUUUACCAUUCAGACAAUUCAUACGGCAACAUCCCACCUCAAUGAUCGUGAUCAGCGACUACCAGCUGAUCGUCCCUACACCAACGGCUAUUUCCUCGAUCUUGUUUCUCAAGUUCGACGAUACGCAUCCAUGAUUCGUUCCGUUCGUGAACGAGUUGUGGAGACUCCCGAGGUAAAAGACCAAGUCAAGGGUCGAGAGAUUGAAGUCAAAGACGUCGAGAUGACUACCACAAUGGCUCCUCCCAUUGCCACCCUCGAAGGUGGCCUGUCCAAGGAUGGCCGCCCUGCUGAGCUUGUGGUGGUUCACGAGGGCAAGUCUAUCUCGAUGGCCACUGGAGAUUUGUAUGAUCCGAUUUCUCCCCCGCUGGCUUUCAAGCGCGGUGUCAGCUUUUCCAGCGUCGACUUUGUGGAGGAAGAGGGUGUCGAACGUUCCAUGGCCCGUCGUAAGAAGAAUGCGCCGCCUAUGGACAUCAAUCAAAAAUGUGACCACUGCGACAAGGUGUUCAAGCGUCCUUGCGAUCUCACCAAGCAUGAGAAGACUCAUUCCCGCCCCUGGAAGUGCCCGGUCUCUACUUGCAAGUAUUUUGAGAUUGGCUGGCCCACUGAAAAGGAAUGUGACCGCCACUUGAACGACAAGCACUCCAAUGCUCCGCCCUUGUUCAAGUGCGAGUUUCCCCCUUGCCCCUACGCCUCGAAACGCCAAAGCAACUGCAAGCAGCACAUGGAGAAGGCCCAUGGCUGGUGCUACGUUCGCUCGAAGAGCAAUGCUCGCACUGGUAGCAAGGCCGGUUCUCUCCCACGCACCCCGGGCACCCCUGCUACUCCCAGCGUCGUUGAUAGUAUGUCGACGCCGUCUUCCAAGCCCGUGGACUUCGCUACUCCCGGCAGCGUGUCGACCAUGGCUUCCAAGCCCUUGGAGUUCUCGCCUCUUAGUGGAGAUUCAGAUACAAGCCCCCUCGGAGAGCUUCCCAUGUCGGACUAUGGAUUCAACUUCAAUGCUCCUGUCAUGGCCCACGGCACUGGCGUCAGCUUUGACUUUGACUGGAGCCACCUGGACCAGAACCUCGAGCCACCUGUGGAUUCUAGCACUUACAGCAGCACAGGUGCACCCUACAUGGACGGUUACGCCAUGCCAGCUAUGCCUGCUAUGCCCCCAAUGGACACCCAAAUGACCGGCGCAGAAUUUUUCGACGCCCCGUCAAAACUCUCCACAGGCCUCUCGCCCGGCGCUCAGGGCGAUGCCACCCUAUUCACUCCCAAUCUAAUGAGUGAGCAGCAACUGUUGGAGAACUAUGAGUAUGAGAUGCAGUGCCGUGAUUUCACUCUAUAUGGUGGCGGCCCUCAGCUCGGUAUGGCAACUGGCAUGGACUAUGCCAUGCAGCAACCUGCUGGUCCUCAGUUUGCUCAGUCCGGUCAGGCCAUGUUUCCUCAGUUGAACUCUGCUAAUCCCUUCCUCGCACCCGACGUCCUUGCCCGCUUUUUCGACCAGGACGAGUAG